CUCCCGACUUCGAGAGACGCCCCCUUUUGUCUCCUCUCCUCCGCCAUUACUCGUUCCCUCUCGACGGAAUCCACCCGUACUCACAUCCUCCACGAGAGCUUUGCAUCAUCUCUACUUCAUCUCCUCGUUCCGUCCUCUCUUUCCUUGUAUCAAGCAGGUCUCGCUUUCGAUUUCUAGGGUUUCGCGGUUCACAGAUCACGAGCUCUUGCUUCAAUUCAAUCACGAGUAGCUGUUUCUUCCGAGAUUUUAGUCUCUGCGAUUCUGAAUUUCUAGCACGGUUGGUUAGUCGUUUAAUUUUUCGAUUUCGCCCUAAUAGAAGAUUUGAAAUAGCAAUUCAAGUGGUGUCAUUAAGCUCGUAACUGUCUGUUAUGGCGGCUAGGAGGAAUAUUAGGUAUCCUGAUCAUGAACUUAGAGAGAAAGAAUCGGAUUCUAGAUUUUCCAGGCGUGAUAGUGUUUACUCAAAUGAGAAUUAUGAACAUGCGAGGAACAGUGUUGUUGAUAAUGGAAAGGGACGGGUUAGUAAUUUUAGACACGGGGAUAGCGGUAAAGAUAGAGAUUUGGUUAACAGUGGGUUUAAUAGAGAUUUGAAGAGUAAUCCUGUUAGUAGGGAAGCAUUUGUUGGUCGUGGGGGACCUAAAAGAUGUGGGCUUUCAGCUAGGUCUGUGGAUAGGGAACCUGGUGAGCUCUCUAGUGAGAGUGGGUCUGAUGAUUUAGUUGAGUCUGAAUCUUUGGUGAAGGGUAAUGGAGCUGUGAAGCAGGUAGAGGAUAGAGCUCAAAGCCCUGUAGAAAAGAAGAGGAAGUUUUCGCCGAUAGUAUGGGACAGAGAUGAGCGCGAAAGAAGUAAAGAAAAACCUGUGGAGGUCACCCCUCUUCCUCCCCCACCACCACUUGUUAAGAGGUCAAGCCAGUCACCUAGUGUUGGCAACUCUCGUUUUCCUCCAGAACAGAGGAACAUGCAUGAAGAUCCUAAGCAAGUUGGUCUUCUUGAGGUUUCGGUUCCUACUUUGUCGUCUCCUGUAGAGAUAUCUUCGUCAGGUGUGGUGGAACAAUCAUCACAUGCUGGGAAGGAUGGAAAACAAGAGGAUGCAACGCACCAGGAAGAUGAGGAAAACAUGCCGACAAGGCAUAUAUCAUCCUCUAGGUGGGCUGCUGGUGAUAGUUCUCCUACUGACGAGGGUGAAAUAGUAGAAGUGGAAAUAAAUAAAAGGAGAAACAAACUACUUCCCGGGAGAUUGCGCAAUACGUCUUUAACGCCUGAGGUUGGGGAGUCUGUGAGGGAAGGUUAUAGAUCAUCUGAUUCUUUGCCGAGAAGCAGAGAUGAUUUUGAGGAUAAAGAUGCUGCUAAGGGUGACAAUAUGGAGAUAGAUGAUGAGGAACGCAGAAGAGGAAAUACUAGUGACAGCCUUACUGAAACAGAUUCUGAUGACGAAUAUGUUCGCCAUGAGACACCUGAACCUGCUACUCCACUGAGAAGUAUAAACAUGCUCCAGGGUUGUCGAAGUGUUGAUGAGUUCGAGAGAUUAAAUAAGAUAGAUGAAGGUACUUAUGGUGUUGUUUACAGAGCCAAGGAUAAAAAGACAGGUGAAAUUGUGGCAUUGAAGAAGGUGAAGAUGGAAAAAGAAAGAGAAGGUUUUCCGUUGACUGCUCUUCGAGAAAUUAACAUACUUCUUUCUUUCCAUCACCCAUCAAUAGUGGAUGUUAAAGAGGUGGUUGUGGGUAGUAGUCUUGAUAGCAUUUUUAUGGUGAUGGAAUAUAUGGAACAUGAUCUUAAAGCAUUGAUGGAGUCAAUGAAGCAACGUUUCAGUCAAAGUGAAGUUAAAUGCUUAAUGCUUCAACUCUUAGAAGGUGUCAAGUAUCUUCAUGACAAUUGGGUGCUUCAUCGAGAUUUGAAAACAUCUAACCUGCUUUUAAAUAAUCGAGGCGAGUUAAAGAUAUGUGACUUUGGUUUGGCUCGGCAAUACGGCAGCCCGCUGAAGCCAUAUACUCAUCUGGUUGUUACGCUUUGGUACAGGGCACCUGAACUUCUCUUGGGAGCGAAACAAUAUUCUACAGCCAUUGACAUGUGGUCACUGGGUUGUAUCAUGGCAGAACUAUUAGCAAAAGCGCCAUUAUUCAAUGGUAAAACUGAGUUUGAUCAACUUGACAAGAUUUUCAGAGUCCUGGGUACUCCCAAUGAAUCAAUUUGGCCUGGAUUCUCCAAGCUGCCUGGAGUCAAGGUCAACUUCGUCAAGCAUCAGUAUAACCUAUUACGUAAGAAAUUUCCAGCCACUUCAUUUACUGGUUCACCAGUUCUGUCCGACGCUGGCUUUGACUUACUGAACAAGCUCCUGACAUACGAUCCUGAGAGGAGAAUAACUGUUGAUGCUGCUCUUAAGCAUGAAUGGUUCAGUGAAGUCCCUCUGCCAAAAUCCAAAGAUUUCAUGCCUACUUUCCCUGCUCAACAUGCUCAAGACAGGCGUGGGAGGAGGAUGAUAAAGAGCCCCGAUCCUUUGGAAGAGCAACGUAGGAAGGAACUAACACAAACCGAACUUGGGUCUGGUGGUCUGUUUGGCUGAAGUGUGGCUCACGGUUGAUGCUCUCGGAUACCUUGGCAUUACCACAUUUUAUGCGAGGGCUGCUGCUUAAGCGGAGCUGGAUUCCUUGCAGGUUAUAAUGUGUUCACAAGCUAGGCUGGUCAGUUAGUAGUGCUGCAGCUUUCUGACAAUGCUUGUUCUGCAAGGUGUGAAAUGACAAUAAAAACUCAAUUCCCUACUGAAACUUAUGUAUGUAGCCGUGUUAUUGAAUAGUGACCUUUUCUUUUUUCUUUUUACCACUAUUGAGGGAGAAAACCUAUUCUUUUCACCUCCAAUUCUCUUAAUCAACUCAGUGUUUCUUUUAUUAUGUAAUAUUGUGAUUGCAAGAAACACUGGUGUUGCAGUGGUGAUGACAGUCGUGUAUUUGAUGAAGAAAGAUGGUUGCCAGUGAAUCUGUACAAGGUAAUGUAUAUUCUUGAUGUUUGUAGGGUUGUAGCUUUUCUUUUUUCCCCUCCCAGAAUCGCAUAUUACGGUUCUCCAAGAUCAGGUGGUUGCUCUGAAACUUCAAAGAUAUUAUUGUCUUUUCUCUGUAGGGAAAACAGUGUUCUUUGAUUUCCUUUUCUACUUUAAUCGCUUGGUAGCUCAUGGCUGCAAUAAAAAAUAGAAUCAAGGGUACUCGUAACUCCGCAUAACAAACCUUAUUAAGUUCUCUGAAAUAAGCUUUAGUUAGCUCUAUUUUGCUUUCUGUUCACCUUUUAUACCCGAG
Molecule: messenger RNA, 3279 nt
Organism: Eruca vesicaria subsp. sativa (arugula)
Lineage: Eukaryota; Viridiplantae; Streptophyta; Magnoliopsida; Brassicales; Brassicaceae
Source: the annotation of a GenBank genome assembly